Salmo salar (Atlantic salmon) is the source of this 1998-nucleotide messenger RNA. RefSeq lists its product as uncharacterized. Gene Ontology annotation, biological process: regulation of transcription by RNA polymerase II. The record is from RefSeq and is a predicted model, not a curated record. NCBI's taxonomy places the organism in Eukaryota, Metazoa, Chordata, Actinopteri, Salmoniformes, Salmonidae. Gene Ontology annotation, molecular function: RNA polymerase II cis-regulatory region sequence-specific DNA binding; DNA-binding transcription factor activity, RNA polymerase II-specific.
CCCAAAUUCCAUGGGGGCGCUGUGAUUUGAUAAUGGGCUCGUUACCUGCUGAUAAAAACAGAACAAAAGGGAAGUAAUUCUGAGAGCGAGUUUGUUUUUGUUUGUGUCCACCAUUCUUUCCACGUGGAUGUAUACAUACUAGCAGAAUACCCAACAUUCAGUCAACUAAACCAUGUCUAAACUACAGUCGUUUCGUGUGUUUUUAAAUGAGCGUUUAACCGCGGCAGCUGUGGAGAUUUUCGGGGCAGUUGAAGAAACUGUAGCAGAGUACCACGAGGAGAAUGAUCGACUACGGAGACUGCUGCGGAUCCCACCGGAGAUACAACUAUGUAGAAUAGACUCCCUGCAGCUCUCUCUCUCUGUCGCUGAAGAGGAGGUUCUCCCUGAGCAGCAGCACUGUGAGCAGGAGUGGAGCCCCAGUCUGGGGCAGGAGAACCCAGAGCUUCCACAGAUUAAAGAGGAACAGGAGGAACUCAGGACAAGUCAGGAGGAAGAGCAGCUUCAAGGGCUGGAGGCUGAUAUCAAAUUCACUCCUUCCUGUGUGAAAAGUGAAUGUGAUCAGGAGGACCCACUUCAGCCCUUCACUUCUCCCCAAACCCAGACUGUGGAGAACAGAGAGAGUGAAACUAAACAAGUGGAUCUCACACCUUUUGUUACUGUGACCCACCUUAAGGGUCUCUACAUUCCCUGUGACCCUCCAGAUAAACACAACGGUGCAUCCAGCCAAAGCUCAGCCGUAAGCAGCGACCCAGUAGGACUUAACAGCAACCUGCCAUUGGAUCCCAGCUCAUCAUUGAAUCCAAACCCAUCAAUGGGACAACACCGUUUUAAACCCAGCACCACGCUUAGAAAAACUCACCACUGCCGUGACUGUGGUGAAAUGUUUGCUCUGAAAGUUGACCUGCAGAGGCAUUUGACUCUCUCCAAGAAGAGACUCAGCGAAUGCCGCUUCUGCAGAAAACGCUUCAACUCCACCUGUAAACUGAAGGCCCAUGUCCGCUUCUGUCAAAGUGGAAAACUCUGCACCUGCCCUGUUUGUGGCAAGACCUUCAAACUCAAAGGAGUUCUGUCCAGGCACAUAAGGAUUCACACAGGGGAGAAACAAUUUAAGUGUGGUGACUGUGGGAAAAGGUUCAAUCGUAAGGAACACUUAACAGUGCACAUGGUUACUCACACAGGAGAGAAACCAUUUAGCUGUGAUGCUUGUGGGAAAAGCUUCGGUCAGAAAGGGUCCCUAAAGAAGCAUACACUGACUCACACAGGAGAGAAACUAUUUAGCUGUGAUGACUGUGGGAAAAGAUUCAAUCGCAAGGAACACUUAACCAUACACAUGGUGACUCAUACAGGAGAGAAACCAUUUAGCUGUGAUGACUGUGGGAAAAGCUUCAGUCACAAGGGGUCCCUAAAGAAGCAUACACUGACUCACACAGGAGAGAAACCAUUUAGCUGUGAUGACUGUGGGAAAAGAUUCAAUCAGAAGUCUAACUUACUGACGCAUGUGAAAAAAAUCCACAAGGGAGGAAAACAGGAUGAAAACUGAAAGAAAGAAAAUUUGGACAAAGAUCUAUUUAGUCAGAAGAUGAAAAUAAAAAGUUAGGAUGUGGACAAUAUUCUGAGUACACGCUCAUAGACACAAAUAGCUGGAAUUGAGUUAAUGAGAGAUUAGUCAGAUUAACUGAUGACUAAAAUAGCAGUGCAGAUGGCACUAUUUUGUUAAGUGCAGAGAUGUAUUAUGGGGAAUAAAUGUGUAGAGGACUUCUGAAAUUCUACAGAUGUUGUGGCGCAGCAGAAAGUUCUGCAUACCCCAAAUCCAGAGGUUGUGAGUUUAAAUCCCAGGUUGGGUCAUAUUGAAAGGUCUACUGAGUGAUCAUGUCAAAUGUAAUCAUAUUGUCAUUGAUGACCUUCUUUUUUUUUUUUACACCAUUUUUGCUAAACAGUGUAUCACUAACCUUAACAGAAUACAUGGUCCCAAAUAAAAUACAAUUGUAUUGGUCACAU